UGGACUUGUGUCGAUGCAGGGGCAUGGAGCAAGGAUAAAGAGUGGGAAAGUUAGUGACAGUGACCCCAAAAUGUUAAAAUGUUACUAUCGGGCAACUGAAGAACAGGGAGUACAGUCAGACAUGCACCAGACAAGUGUCCCCAAGAAAGGGACAGGAGAGCAGGAGGGGUGUAGGAAGGUGGCUGCCUUGUCACGGUCGUAUGACGGUGCAGCUGAUACAGAAGUGGAUAUAUCUCACCCCAGUCUCUGCCCAAAGGCUCAUCUCUCCGCAACUUUAGGCCCGGGAGAGUGGACGGAUUGGACUGGUAACAGAAGAGGUCAGCAGGACGCCUGUCUACAUAAGGCAGCAGCUGACACCAGGUGCCGAAAAGAUGAAAUCCAUGGACCGCCGGCCCAGAGGGGGAACAGAUCUGCUCUGCCGCUAAUCCAGAAAGGAGCAGGGAGGGAGCCAGCUCCUAGGAAGAGAAAUGCUGGCAGCAGCAAAGACACCCCUCCUACACUGAAGGCAUCGAAUAAGGGGGGAAAGGACAAGUCUCUGCCCCUGCUAGCCAGUGAUAUGACACCAUGGGUGGGGGCAUCUCCUUCAGAGACAUCCCUCACCGCUCUCCUGCGUAGCAUCCCGUCUCCAAGGACGUGCUUUGUAAACAUGGCUGACCACAGCCAAGGUCAGAGAGACCCACAGCCUGCCAUAAAGCGCCAGGACAGCGGGGACCAACCGGUGCCUCUUCCCGAACAGCAGCCCCUCAGAGACAAAACUAGCAGCAGAGCUAAACAGAGGGGCAGGACCGGGGUUACCAAGAGACGGCCCCUGAGUAAAUUUCAUACCAUGAAACUACCGCCGGUCCCCGCAGUGACAGAGCUCAGCUUCAGCCGCAACUUCAGCUUCUCAUUCUUUGAGCUGCCGGAACACCAGAGUCCCCAGCACUGGCUCCAGCGCCAGCGAUCUGUCUACAUGUUGAUGAGACGAUUGGAAUAAACUGAUAUUUAAUGAUGUUUUAGAAUAACAGUGUAGAUUUACCACAACACCGGAGACCGCAAUGCGAAUAAGGAAACUUGAAGUGGAGGCAGCCAUUUUGUUAGCUACUAUAAUAUGCUUUAAAAUGUAACCUAAUGUAUCCCAUUGGGACCCACUGACGGGAUCUGGACUGAAAGUC
This is a messenger RNA of Pseudophryne corroboree (corroboree frog), 1154 nucleotides long. RefSeq lists its product as uncharacterized. The coding region runs from base 14 to 976 and encodes 320 amino acids. NCBI's taxonomy places the organism in Eukaryota, Metazoa, Chordata, Amphibia, Anura, Myobatrachidae. The transcript has 3 exons. The record is from RefSeq and is a predicted model, not a curated record.